AUGUUUGCAGCUUCGCCUGCUACCUGGCUUCCAGUGGGCAACUACAAGUCGUCCAGACGAUGGACCUCGUUCCUGAUUGCCGAUAUUCUUGGGGAGACUUUCACAGAAGACAAUAAGGGAAUCGACCAAACCAGUCUCAGAUUUCUGGACUGUAUCAACAACCAACCGCUUGAAAAUGGAGGCAGUCCUUUACAUUUGCACAGUUAUCCAUACGAUUGUUGUCUACGUAGGCGACACGGCCAUCACAUUACGCCCCACAAACCGACGAAAUCCAAACUCAACUAUUUCAACAUUCACCACAAUUACUAUGAUUAUAAUUUCAACAUCUGCGGAGGCAGCUGCAACCACAACCACGAUAGUGAUAAUUCCAGGUCUACGUGUAGUCCAGUUUGCGUGUCGCCUUCCUCGUCUUCUUCAGAAACAGACACCGGAGAAAAGAAACGGAAAACUGGCAAAGAAUUUAUAGAUGAUGAUGGUGCAGUAAAAAAGAAAAAAGCGAGAACGACUUUCACAGGCAGACAAAUUUUUGAACUGGAAAAACAGUUCGAGCAGAAAAAAUAUCUGUCGUCUGCUGAGAGAGCAGAAAUGGCGAGUCAGCUGGCAGUGACAGAGACACAGGUCAAAAUCUGGUUUCAAAACCGCAGAACAAAAUGGAAAAAACAGGAAAACAUUUCAAGAUCCGAAGUCGCCGAACACAAACUCAGUGUAGAAAAAAACACCAUCAAGACUAAAAACAGGAAACAUGUGGAAGCAACAUUAGAAGCGGCAUCUGACCAAAGGGUCGAAUCUGAAGAUAAUCAUGUUUUAGAACAUUUAAACAAACCUCCGACAACUGACACUAUUGAACUGAUAGCCAGAAGGAAACUAAAGAGACGCUCCAACGGGGCUCUCACAUUCUGUCCAAACCUGUCGCCUACAGGAGACUCUAAACCACACAAAUGGUGCCAUAAGUGUGAGGGUAUCACCAAUAAUUCUGAGGAACUCUGUUUUAUCAAAGCAGAAAACACUGACAGCUUUGCCAGAAAAGACCAGGAUGAGUGCGGAUCAAGUUUCUGCGACACUGAAUCAAGUAACAACACAGCUACACGAUCUGAAUCACCAGUACCCAGAAUGAUCAUGCACAUAAAAGACACAGAAACAGUCACAUCAACGAAAGACUAUGGACGAUCACUGUGCACUUCUGAUGGCAUCGGUUUGACUCACCCAAAGUGUGCUUUGAAUUCUUGCAAUGCUAAUCCUGAAUGUCUGUUAAUGCACAAUAUUGAUACACUGAAGCACGGAGUCAGAACUCUGAUUGACUCUGCAACAAGUCCCUCUCCGCCAUCCAGUCUUGAUUCUAGUGAUCUGUCUGAUAUGUGUACCCCGGUUCACAAGUGA
Messenger RNA from Candidula unifasciata, 1377 nucleotides. The record is from the annotation of a GenBank genome assembly. Lineage: Eukaryota; Metazoa; Mollusca; Gastropoda; Stylommatophora; Geomitridae.